UUCGCCUCUUCUCCAGCAGGUCGUCGGAGAAGGCGGAGAUACCGGCCCGGCUUCCGAGCUAUGCAGGAGAUCAGAAAGUAUCAAAAAAGUACUAAUCUACUUAUUCCCAAGCUACCCUUUUCUCGUGUGGUGCGGGAGAUCUGCCUGGAAUAUACCCGAGGGCUUGAUAUGAUGUGGCAGGCCAUGGCACUUCUUGCCUUGCAGGAGGCAGCUGAAGCCUUUUUGGUGCAUCUCAUGGAAGAUGCCUAUCUGUGCACCAUCCAUGCCAAGCGGGUCACUCUCCAUCCCAGGGACAUCCAGUUAGCUCGACGGAUCCGUGGCAUCGAUCAGGGCUUGGGAUAAGCUCCGUUCCCCUGGCUGUCCUGGCUGAAGAGGUUACUUUCUGAGGCCCCAAAGCUGCAGGGGAAGCACCCCGCAACUGCUUUGGAGGAGGAGACGACGACCGAAUUUACACCCCCACGCUCCCCUAUUUCAUGGAUUGCGAAUCUCAGCCUGGCCUCGUCCUCUUGCUGGAAUUCCCAAAGAGGUUGAGCUCUUCUUCCCUCUUCCCACCCACCGGCCUGCUUGGAAGGUGACCAGAGAUGGGGCUCUAAAAGACGAGAGAAGAAACGAACGGCCUAACUGCCAGGAAGGACGAGUGUCGUACAGUAACCCAUGUUUCAAGUUCUUCCGCCGUCUCUGCUUCGAACGGAGCCACAUGCUAACGAUGGGGACUGAAAAAUUGCUUGCUGUUUUAAAAUUUGCCCUGUAUUUUUGCACAUCAGUGUUCAAAAUAAAAUCUUUUACGCUUCUUA
This is a messenger RNA of Crotalus tigris (Tiger rattlesnake), 794 nucleotides long. RefSeq names its product histone H3-like centromeric protein A. The annotation marks the transcript as partial. NCBI's taxonomy places the organism in Eukaryota, Metazoa, Chordata, Lepidosauria, Squamata, Viperidae. Gene Ontology annotation, molecular function: protein heterodimerization activity; structural constituent of chromatin; DNA binding. The transcript is spliced from 3 exons. The record is from RefSeq and is a predicted model, not a curated record. Gene Ontology annotation, cellular component: nucleosome.